CAGUAUAAUAGAUCAGUUAGAAAUGUGUGUCAAUAGAAGUAUUCAAGAUUGCCAAUAUAGUGAUAGGAGCAUGUUCGAACCUGCUUUAAGAGCAGCAACAGUCAUAUGUAAAAAUACUGAUGCAUAUAGGAAAGCUCUUCAAUGUUACUUUAAUUCUGCUGUUGAAGAAAUAGUUGAUAUUUGUACUGAAAACUUGGGCGAAAGCGACAUGAGCUGCGGGAGUAUUUUGGCUUACCAGACUUGUAUAACAGCAGAUAAUUCUUUGAGAGAUCAUUGUAGUGCAUUAGAUAUUACAUUACUUGGUAAUAUUACCACAGCAAGUAUAUACAUAUUUAUCCAAAAAUACAACUGUAUAGUAACUACUAGAUCAACCACAUUGCCUUCAACAAUAAAGACAUCAACAGCAUCAUUAUCAACAUUAUCAACAACAGCUUCCAGAACAACGAAGGGUACCAAUAAUCCCAACUACCCGGGUCCUAAUACUGACGAAAUGGAAGGAGGAGCUGCAUCGCUAGCAAAAUGUCUUGUUUUGUCCUUGAUGACCCUGUUUUGUGCCGUCAUAGCAAUGUAUGCAUAGAUUUGUAAAGACAUUGUUAUUGUUUAUAGAAUUAUCUUUGCUUUACAUUGCCAUUCAAAAUCCUAUUUCAACAAUAGUAGCAGACAUAUUUAUUUUUGGUGUGCGUAAAACUAGUUUUGAAAGAUUGUAUAAUGAUAUAUAUAAUUGAUUUACUUUUGUAUUAAAAGAUGUAUCUUCUGAAGACGGUGG
This is a messenger RNA of Lottia gigantea (owl limpet), 766 nucleotides long. RefSeq lists its product as hypothetical. The transcript is spliced from 4 exons. Bases 23 to 577 code for a protein of 184 amino acids. The record is from RefSeq and is a predicted model, not a curated record. Lineage: Eukaryota; Metazoa; Mollusca; Gastropoda; Lottiidae.